This is a messenger RNA of Physella acuta, 2213 nucleotides long. Its product is annotated as thimet oligopeptidase. Gene Ontology annotation, molecular function: metalloendopeptidase activity. The record is from RefSeq and is a predicted model, not a curated record. Gene Ontology annotation, biological process: peptide metabolic process; proteolysis. Gene Ontology annotation, cellular component: mitochondrial intermembrane space. NCBI's taxonomy places the organism in Eukaryota, Metazoa, Mollusca, Gastropoda, Physidae.
CAGCGCAGUUCUGCCUUAUCUAGAAUAAACAUCUUGUUGUUUGUCAUUACCUACAAAUAGCUUUAUUAGAACAUUGUUCUGUGGUCACUUUAAAAUAAAUUCUUCAACAGAGUUAGCUUAUUUGUAUUGUAUUAGCAUUUCACUACUCUUUAUUUUAAACAAGUAAAAUGGCAGCUCCUGGAAUUAAGUUAACUUGGAAUGUUAAGAAGGAACAAAUAAAUGUUGAUGCAGAGGGACUGAUGAAGCGUAUGAAAGAAGUAUAUGAUGCAAUUGGAGCUCUGUCUAAUGAUGAUGCCAAUUAUGACAAUGUUGUUAAGCCUGCGGCAGAUAGUGAUUGCUGGUAUGCUGUUGAGAGAAACAACUUAGACUUCCUGCAGCAUGUGUCGCCAGAUAAAGAACUUAGGGAUGCCAGUGUGGAUGCUGACAAAAAGAUGUCUGAAUUUGAUGUAGAAUUAAGCAUGCAGCAAGAUGCUUUUGAAUCCUUUGUUGCAUUGGAGACAAAACCAGAUUUUAAAUCAUGGAAGCCUGAAGCUCAACGCUUUGUUGAACGUGUCAUCAAGACCGGAAAACGCAAUGGCUUACAUCUCCCAAAAGAAACACAAGAAAAAAUUAAAGCCAUCAAAAAACGAAUGAGUGACUUGUCCAUUGAUUUCAGCAAAAAUUUGAAUGAAGAAAACACUGUCCUCGAAUUUACAGAGAAAGAACUAGAUGGCUUGCCAGAAGAUUUUAUUAAAAGCCUAGAGAAGGGCAGUGAAGGGAAGUUGAAAGUAACGUUAAAAUAUCCACAUUACUUCCCGUGCAUGAAAAAAGCCAGAAACCCUGAGACCAGAAGAAUAAUGGAGACAGCUUUUAACUCUAGAUGUAUAAAAGAGAACACUCCUAUACUGGAAGAAUUAGUCAAGCUGAGGCAUGAGAAAUCUCAGUUGCUAGGAUACCCAACACACUCACACUUUGUUCUAGAUAUGCGCAUGGCUAAAACUCCAGAAACUGUGGCACAGUUUCUCGCAUCUCUUGCAGAGAAAUUGAAACCUCUGAAAAAUGAAGAAAUGGCUUUGUUUCUUGCUUAUAAAAAAGAAGAGUGUGAAAAAUACGGAUAUGAAUAUGAUGGUGAAAUCAAGAACUGGGACCUACGGUACUACAUGACAAUGGUGGAGGAAAAGAAAUAUGCUGUGGACCAGCAACAACUGAAAGAAUACUUCCCCAUGUCGGUGGUAACACAAGGACUUCUGGACAUUUACCAGGAAUUAUUGAGCUUGACUUUCACACAAAUACAGACAACUGAUGUUUGGCAUGAAGAUGUUACACUGUAUAGUGUACAUGAUAAAGUAUCCAAUGACCUUCUGGGUUAUUUUUACCUGGAUCUACAUCCCAGAGAAGGAAAGUAUGGACAUGCAGCCUGUUUUGGUUUACAGCCUGGGUGUGUUGGUCCAGAUGGUUCUCGUCAAGUAGCUGUAGCAGCAAUGGUGGCAAACUUCACAAAGCCCACAGCUGACCAGCCUUCUCUCUUGACUCAUGAUGAGGUAGAAACUUAUUUCCAUGAGUUUGGCCAUGUCAUGCAUCAAAUUUGUGCUCAGGCUGAGUUUGCUCUCUUCAGUGGUACUCAUGUUGAACGAGAUUUUGUUGAAGCGCCAUCCCAGAUGUUAGAAAAUUGGGUGUGGGAGAAGGAACCCUUAACCCGCAUGUCAGCACAUUACAAAGAUGGGUCACCAAUUCCAGAUGAUCUGCUUGAAAAGCUGACCCUCAGUAGGAAAGCCAAUGCUGGAGUGUUUAACUUAAGGCAGAUAACUCUUGGAACUUUUGACCAGAAAAUUCAUACCAGUCCCCAGGCUGAUACAGCUAAAGUCUACGCUGAAACCAGUGAGGAAUAUAUGGAAAUAAAAGCCACACCAGGCACUAACAUGGCAGCCACCUUUAGUCACCUUGCUGGAGGUUAUGAUGCCCAGUAUUAUGGUUACAUGUGGAGUGAAGUUUUCUGUAUGGACAUGUUUGUGUCAAGAUUCAAGAAGGAAGGCAUCAUGAGCUCCAAAGUUGGACAGGACUACAGGAAAUGUAUACUUUAUCCUGGCGGCUCUUUGGAUGCUGCAGACAUGUUAAAAAACUUUCUGGGACGCGAACCUAAUGAAGAUGCAUUUUUGGAAAGCAAAGGACUUAAGGCAUAAUUUCUCAUAUUUUAAAAUGAACUAAUUAUUUAUCAUUAAAUUUAUUUAUCUCCC